GGUGCGCGGCGCGGCGCGGCGGGGAGGCGAGCGCGGCGGCGGUGGCAGAGCGCGGUGAGUGCCCGCUGGCCGCUCCCUUCCACUGCGCCCACCCGAGUGCGGUCCGGCUGCGGGGUAGAGGGGCGCGGAGGCGGCCCGGGGAGGUGACAACUGCCUGGACGAGGCGGCUCCGGUGGGGCCCCGGUCGGCGGAUGCGCGGAUCCGCUGCCACCCGGGUGUGGGAGGCCGUGCUCGGCCCCGGGCGGUGACGGACGCGUUCCCUGCGCACGUGUCCCCGCGAGGACUGAAAGGGUGGUUUUAAAAUUCCCCAGCAAGUGGAGGACCAUCCCUCCUCACUCCAUCCCACCCACCCACCUGCUGCUUCUGCCGAAACCUCCCCGCUCCUAUCUGAGUGACUCACUUAAAUGGCCGAUAAGCAGAUCAGUCUGCCAGCCAAACUCAUCAAUGGCGGCAUCGCCGGGCUGAUUGGGGUCACCUGCGUGUUCCCUGUCGACCUGGCCAAGACAAGGCUGCAGAACCAGCAGAAUGGUCAGCGCUUGUACACCAGCAUGUCUGACUGCCUCAUCAAGACCAUCCGCUCAGAGGGCUACUUCGGCAUGUACCGCGGAGCUGCAGUGAACCUGACCCUCGUCACUCCUGAGAAGGCCAUCAAGCUGGCAGCUAACGACUUCUUCCGAUAUCAGCUCUCCAAGGACGGGCAGAAGCUGACCCUAUACAGGGAGAUGCUGGCAGGCUGCGGGGCUGGUACUUGCCAGGUCAUCGUGACCACCCCCAUGGAGAUGCUGAAGAUCCAGCUGCAGGACGCAGGACGCAUUGCCGCCCAGAAAAAGAUACUGGCUGCCCAGGCCCAGCUCUCAACCCAGGGGGGUGCCCAGCCCUCGGCAGAGGCUCCGAGCAUCACUCGGCCCACAGCUACCCAGCUGACCCGGGACCUGCUCCGCAGCCGCGGCAUUGCUGGCCUUUACAAGGGACUGGGGGCCACACUGCUCAGGGACGUCCCCUUCUCCAUCGUCUACUUCCCCCUCUUUGCCAACCUGAACCAGCUGGGCCAGCCCGCAUCUGGGGAGAAGUCUCCCUUCUACGUGUCCUUCCUGGCCGGCUGUGUGGCCGGAAGUACGGCUGCUGUGGCUGUCAACCCCUGUGAUGUGGUGAAGACAAGGCUGCAGUCGCUCCAGCGUGGGGUCAACGAGGACACCUACUCGGGGUUCCUGGACUGUGCCAGGAAGAUUCUGCAGCACGAGGGCCCCUCAGCCUUCCUGAAGGGCGCUUACUGCCGUGCUCUGGUCAUCGCCCCCCUGUUUGGCAUCGCCCAGGUGGUCUACUUCCUGGGCAUCGCAGAGACCCUGCUGGGGCUGCAGCACCCCCAUCCCUGAGCCCAGGCUGCCCCACGCCCACACCAAGCGGGACCAGAGUGGGGCUGGGGCCAGGUGGCCUGCCCAGGACUGAGCAAGGGAAGUCUCUCCCACCCCUCCCCACGUGGAAGGGGUGCAGGGUCCACACACAAACCCCGAGGGGUCCUGCUUGCACAACCAGUGGGAUCAACGUCUUAUUUAUGUAGAAACCGCAGAAAUCUUUACAUUCCUGGAGCCAGCCCUGCCCCAGCUCCCACCCGGCCUGAACACCCCCGGAUCAGAGCUGGUCUCUGGGCUGGAGGCCUCCAGGCGUGGGCUGGGCAAGCUGGACCCUACCCUCCAGGCUACCAGCCUGUCCCCGAGGCAUGGCCCCUCAUCCACAAAGGGGACCCUGCACAAACCUAUUUAUUAACUUGCUGAGCACAAGUGGCUCUGCCCAGCCCUCCAUCCGUCCGUCCAGACCUCCUCUGCUGCUGUUCUCACCUCGGCCAGCCUUGCAGGAGGAUUGGGGUCUCCUGCCCCCUAUAUUGAGCCAGGAAUCCCAAGCUGGGGGCUCACACUGAGUUCUGACUCCCAGGGAACCCCCUUCCCAAUGUGGGACCCAGCACCGGUCCUGUUGGGCCCCUGUGCCCCACCCCAGGCUGGAGGCCCAGAGUACAUGAGGUCUGUGUGUGCGUGUGAAUACUGUAAGGAGCGGGCUCCCGACUGCGGCUGUGGGGGCCGCUGCCCUUCCCACAUGGUCAGCGCUGUGUGUGUGCUGUGUGUGCUCUCGGCUCCCCGCUGACCUCGUCCAGGAAUUUAGUGCUCCAGCCUAGCCCCUCUUGCUGCACCUUCAGUUGACCCCUCUCUGAGACCCGCACCCCAGGUACGGGAUUGGCCAGGGGGAAGGGCAUACACGGAGACCAGUAUGGGGGCACCCACUCUGCUUUGUGGGGGUGGCGGGGCCAGGAGCUGUGCCUUCAGGGCCCACUCCGCUCUCUGAGCCUCUACAUAAGGCCCUUGACCACGUCGCACCCCUCUGUGCUCCUGGCUCCCAGACUCAUCCAAGUUGUGAAUCGAGGCAGGCACUCCCCCACGUGAUCAUGUUGGUGAUUGGUCCUUAAGUGCUGGUGCUGUGUCCCCCACCCAGGCCCUCUGGAGGAGGCCCCUUCCCAGUGACACUACCUGGGGCUCAGUCCUGGCCCCCAGUUCACCGUUGCUCCCAUCACAUCUGUACCUUGGAAGCUGAGGCUGCUGCUUACAGAUUUAUAUUUUUUUUCUUUUGAGGAGUUUUAAGAAGUGACUUUUUGUGUCUUGUCAUGUAAGAAGAUAAAUAAAUAUUCUAAGUAGA
Rhinolophus ferrumequinum (greater horseshoe bat) is the source of this 2682-nucleotide messenger RNA. It is a transcript of the gene SLC25A22, whose product is annotated as solute carrier family 25 member 22. Gene Ontology annotation, molecular function: L-glutamate transmembrane transporter activity; L-aspartate transmembrane transporter activity. Gene Ontology annotation, biological process: L-glutamate transmembrane transport; malate-aspartate shuttle; aspartate transmembrane transport. The transcript is spliced from 10 exons. NCBI's taxonomy places the organism in Eukaryota, Metazoa, Chordata, Mammalia, Chiroptera, Rhinolophidae. The coding region runs from base 405 to 1373 and encodes 322 amino acids. The record is from RefSeq and is a predicted model, not a curated record.